CCUGUACUGUGGAAACUGCUUGCAGGCUAAUGAGCGCAACAGAUCCACAGCCUUCAAAAUUAGGCACCAAAGAACAUUGGGACAACGUCUACGACGAAGAGCUGCAGAACUUCGGGGAAUUUGGUGAUGAGGGUGAGAUAUGGUUUGGAGAAGAUUCAGUGGAUAAAAUGGUCAAUUGGGCUGUUCAGAAUGUCCCUCCAGAGAACGACCCGUCCAUUCUCGAAGUAGGCAGUGGAAACGGUACUCUCCUCUUCGCUCUCGCGGAAGCCGGAUACACCGCCGAUACGCUACUAGGAAUCGAUUACUCUGAAGGAGCCAUCACCCUCGCAUCUUCCAUUGCAAAAUCACGCAACCGUGAAGGGAUACAAUUUCACUGCUGUGACUUCCUUAAUGAAGAACCUCCGCUACUUACUAACAUACGUACGGUGGAUGGGGCGGCCUGGGAUCUCAUACUGGACAAGGGAACGUUCGAUGCGAUUGCUUUGAUGCAGAAGGACAACCAUGGCAAGGCACCCGUUGACGGUUAUCCUUUACGGGUAGCUAGGUUGCUAAAGCCCGGUGCACACUUCCUCAUUACAUCUUGCAACUUUACAGAAGCCGAGCUCCAAGACAAAUUCAUGACGCCUGCCACAGGCUUGCGUUAUCACUCCCGCAUACAAUAUCAGACAUAUACAUUUGGCGGCAGAAGCGGAAGUAUAUGCUCUAGUGUUGCGUUCGUCAAGCCAGCGGCGACUUGA
Messenger RNA from Pisolithus orientalis, 737 nucleotides. RefSeq names its product S-adenosyl-L-methionine-dependent methyltransferase. Gene Ontology annotation, cellular component: cytoplasm. NCBI's taxonomy places the organism in Eukaryota, Fungi, Basidiomycota, Agaricomycetes, Boletales, Pisolithaceae. Bases 30 to 737 code for a protein of 235 amino acids. The record is from RefSeq and is a predicted model, not a curated record. Gene Ontology annotation, molecular function: protein-lysine N-methyltransferase activity. The transcript has 5 exons. Gene Ontology annotation, biological process: peptidyl-lysine dimethylation; peptidyl-lysine monomethylation.